Molecule: messenger RNA, 2627 nt
Organism: Manihot esculenta (cassava)
Lineage: Eukaryota; Viridiplantae; Streptophyta; Magnoliopsida; Malpighiales; Euphorbiaceae
Exons: 3
Coding region: 423-2132 (569 amino acids)
Biological process (GO): positive regulation of growth
Source: RefSeq, a predicted model, not a curated record
CAUUUUAGACGGUGACGUUUUAUGCAUUUUUUUUUUUUCAAGUUGUUUAAACCGUUAAUCAAUCUUAGGAUGUCCUGUAACAAGCAUAAUCCCAGAAGUGAGAAGUCAUAUUCGAAAGUUUUAACCUCGAAUCCAUCGAAUUUCAGUUCUUUACGUUAACCUCUCUGUCUUUGCUCAUCCUUUUUGUCUUCAAUCCGUUUCUUCUUCUUCUAUAUGAUGCCUAUCGUGGGUGCGGUGUACUUCCUUCUUCGCAUUUCAAACUUAGUCGUUCUUUAGCUCAAAUUCCACUCGUCAUUGCCGACUCCUCGGGACUUUCCAGUUUCCACUGCAACCAGGUUCAGGUGAAGGACUUGAGUUUAUUUUCUGGAUCCUGGAGAUUUUGUGUUUUUCGAGCAUCUGCACUUUGAUUGAACAAGUUAUAUAUGGGAAAUGAGUCUUGGUUUAGUAAUUUAUGGUGGAGUGCAUGGAAAGGUGUUCCAGAGAAUGACAAGGCAGCAAUUGGAGUUUUGGCAUUUGAGGUCACAAAUUUGAUGUCCAAGGUUGUCCAUUUAUGGCAUUUCUUGAGUGAUAACGAGAUAUGUAGGUUGAGGAAAGAGAUUUUAAAUUCAAUCGGGAUGCGAAAGCUUGUAGCUGAUGAUGAUGAUGAUGAUCGUAUUAUGGAUCUUGUUCUAAACGAGAUAAUGGAGAAUUUUGGGGUCCUAUCAAGAUCAGUAGCCAGGCUUGGGAAGAAAUGCAUAGAUCCUCUUUUUCGCCGUUUUGAACAGUUUGUUAAUAACCCACUUCAGAACAAUCUUGAAUGGUUUGGUUGGGAUUAUAGAUUGAGGAAGAUGGAAAGGAAAGUGAAAAAAAUGGAGAGAUUUGUUGCUGUUACUAUGCAACUGUCUCAGGAGCUUGAAGUUCUUGCAGAGCUCGAGCAAACUCUAAGGCGAAUGCAUUUGAAUCCUGAUCUAAGCCAAGGGAAAUUGUUUGAAUUUCAGCAGAAGGUGAUGUGGCAACGUCAGGAAGUGAGAAAUUUACGUGAGUUAUCUCCAUGGAUUAGAACUUAUGAUUACAUUGUCCGGCUUCUGGUAAGAUCACUACUAACAAUACUUCAGAGGAUCAAGCAUGUUUUUGAGAUUAGCCAACUGCCAACUCAGGAGAAAAACAAUGGCCAUGAAUAUAUGAAUCCUACUUGUGUUUCCCGGAGCCGAUCCUUUUCUGCUAUGCACUCAUCAAUACAUCCCUCAGAGAGUAUUUAUUGUGGAUUAUCUUCAGGACCCCUGGGAAGAUCAGAUUCAAAGUCAAUAGUUAUGGCUGAGAAGAACAAAAUAAACAAGCAGCUACAACUUCGUAGUCAAUCGUCCACUCUACAUGGAAAGCACCAUCACUCUAGAACCGGCCGGUUGGCUCCUGUUGGACCUUUCAAGGAAUGCAUGAUGAGCAGAACUGAGUCUCCACUUCUGCAGCGCUGCAAGCCAUAUAUCUGUGAUUCUGUAGAGUUCACUGGUGAUUAUAUGAAAAAUGUCAGCGAAAUGGAAAACGUGAAUAAGGGACCUCUUACUACUUGCAGUAACCAAAUUUAUUAUAAAUUAGCCCUUCUCAGUUCAAAGCGCGGAUUGUUGAAUGCUCCUCCAUCAACUCUUGGUCAUGCUGCUUUGGCUCUCCACUACGCAAAUAUGAUUGUAAUGGUUGAGAGGCUAGCUUCAUCACCUCACAUGAUUGAUUUCGAAACCAGAGAUGACCUGUAUAUGAUGUUACCCACAACUAUACGUGUCGCUCUGAGAACUAGGCUUAAGCCUUCUGGCAAAUCUCUAGCUCCAUCUGUAUUUGAUGCUUCAGUUGCAGCAAAAUGGAGUCUGGUGCUCGCGAACAUACUGGAAUGGUUAUCUCCACUGGCGCAUAACAUGAUAAGAUGGCACUCAGAGCGAAGUUACGAGAGGGAGCAAUUGGUUUCAAGGACAAAUGUGCUUCUGGUACAAACACUGCAUUAUGCAAAUCAAGCAAAAACCGAGGCUGCAAUCACAGAGCUUCUUGUAGGCCUCAACUACAUCUGCAGGAUUAAUGGAGACAUUAGCGAAAAGGAUUGGUCAGAGUCUUCUCGGUGCAGAGCACAACAUAUGAAAAAGGGAAGAACUUUAUAUGCAAUAGACUAAAGAGUACAACAGAUGCUCACAGGCCUCACAACUUGAAGAUAAAUCAAUCUCCUGAGAUGCUUCUCCUUGCAGGCGGAUAGUGUAGUGCUUCCAUGAGCUACUUCGAAUGGCAUGUCCUCCAUUGCUAAGGUGCGAUUUUGAUAAAUCAUCAAUACUUUGUUUCUUUCCAAGGAACUAGAAGGGUAGAUUGAAUUGCUAUCUUUGGACCUGAAAAUUCCUAAAUCUGUUUACACAGCAGGCUAAUUUUGGUCUUAGUCUUGGGGGUUUUCAAUGUAAGGUAUAUAUUAUCUUGUAGUAUAUUUCUUACACACACUCAGUGUAUCAUGGAUGUGCAUCCGACCAAUAGAAUGUGAGGAAUAUCAUGAUUUUGUAUGUCAUUUAUUCAUCAGUCGGGUGUAUAAGCGUGUAAAAAUUUCCCUAUCUUGUAAUAUAAAGCUUGCUAUAGUAUCAGGAAUUGCAAAGUUUCAACUUUUUGGGCAAUGCCUGAAUAUUCAA